AUGUACGCAUUGAAGUCGGUUGACGUUAACACAGGCGGAUACGAGCUUUUUGAACUUACUAAAUUAAGAGUCAAGACGAGAGAGUUGAAAAAAAACUAUGGUUGGAUACGAUGUGUCCUGUUUACCACCUACCGAAGAAGAGUUUUUGCAGCAGAUGUAGAUGACUGUGAAGCGGAAAAUGAAAGUGCCGUAGAGAAUAAGACGAGCGACGAUGACGAGAACGAAAAUGAUUUUGAUAAAGAUGAUGUGCCGCACGCGAAUCUUGAAAAAAAAAAUUAA
Molecule: messenger RNA, 279 nt
Organism: Arctia plantaginis
Lineage: Eukaryota; Metazoa; Arthropoda; Insecta; Lepidoptera; Erebidae
Source: the annotation of a GenBank genome assembly